AGAUGUCUCUUCCUUGUUGACAUUGAUCAGCUGUAAGAGUUAGAGACAUUGAGAGAGAAGGAGAGAGAGAGAUAGAGAAGAAGGAACUAUAAUAAGGUUUAAUUAAGUCUUCGUUGUGUUAGAGAGAUUAAUGGCCUCUGCCUCAAUACUCAAGUGGUUCCCUGGGACUCUCUAUAACACGGCCUUAAAUGUGGUGGUUCUACAUUAUAAGAAUAUCAGCCAUGAAUUAAAGAUCUUCCCUCCUUCUGUACAGUUUGAUGUGUUAUAUAAGCUUUAUAAAUAUGGCUGCCUGGCCAAGCUGCGGGGGGAGUUGUGCAGCCUGGACGUUCUCACACGGAUGCUCAAGGUGGUGGACAAGAGGCACUUACUACACCACUGUUUUCAGGCAUUGAUGGACCAAGCUCUAGGGGGUCAUGGCAGUAAAAUCUCAUCAAUAUUAUCUCAAGCUUAUGUUGAAAGGUGCAGUCAAGACUCAGCAUUAGACCAGCAGCAAAUCGACAAUUUAGUAAUGCAGGGGUUGGCAGUGUCAGCAUUCUUGGCAGAGGCUGGUUGGCUCCCUGAUGCAGAGAACAUCUUAACCUCUUGUCAAACUCUUCUGGCCAACUCCACACAACCACAGCAGAUGACACGAGCUCUUGAAUGUUGUCACAGAUUGCUGCAUGUACAGAAUGGGUACUGUAGAUUUGAGGAAGCAGAACGCACAUACAACCAAGCCAUGGUGUUGGUGAAACAACUCCAGCUGGCAGGCGCCUCACCCAACCUCGCCUCUCUCUACUCAGAAUUCUCCACACUUUACAUGCUCAGGUCAAACUAUGCAGAGGCAUACAGCUGGAGUGUAAAAGCCUUACAAGCGUUGGUUGCCAAUUUCCCAAAGCCACCUCUCAUCGAUGUGUUAAGACAGUCAGCAAAAGCCUGUGUUCUGAAACGGGAAUUUAAGAAAGCCGGGUUACUUAUCAAACAGGCUGUCAUGAUCGCCACAGAAGUUUUCGGGGACAAACAUCCAAAGUACGCCGACACACUCAUUGACUACGGCUUCUACCUCCUUAACGUGGAUGCCAUCAGUCAGGGCGUUCAAGUGUAUCAGACUGCACUAGAAGUCCGUCAGAAUGUUUUUGGAGGAAUCAACUUACACGUGGCCAUUGCCCACGAAGAUCUGGCCUACGCAUCCUACGUCCACAAUUACGCAUUUGGGAAGUUUACUCACGCCAGAACACACGCAGAGAGAGCGAUUGAGCUGAUGCUCCGUCUCUUGCCUGAAGACCACCUCCUCCUGUCCUCCAGUAAGAGAGUAAAGGCCUUGAUACUGGAGGAGAUGGCCAUUGAUAACCCAAAUAAAGACGUUGAAAAGAAGUACCUAGCAGAGGCCCAUCUCUUACACAAGGAAGCCUUAGCUUUGGCCAUGAGAGCUUUUGGGGAGAUGAAUGUACAGACAGCCAAGCACUACGGCAACCUAGGACGUCUCUAUCAGUCCAUGAGGCUCUUUCAGUUAGCGGAGGAGAUGCAUCUGAAAGCCAUCACCAUCAAGGAACAGCUGCUGGGGCCAGAGGACUAUGAGGUGGCCCUCUCAGUAGGCCACCUAGCCUCCCUCUAUAACUAUGACAUGAAUAAGUAUGACAAGGCAGAGCAACUGUACCUCAGGUCCAUCUCUAUUGGCAAGAAGCUGUUUGGUGAAGGCUACUCGGGUUUGGAGUACGACUAUCGAGGUUUACUACACGUGUACAGCAUCCAGGCCAACAUGGAGAAAUGCUUCAAGUACCAGAAUGUUCUAGCUUAUUGGAAACUCCUGCGAGACGAAGCCCAAGAGACGCAAACGUCGCCCUUUAACGAACUGACGGAACCUCUCCGAGUGACCGACACUUUACACCAAUUUAUGUCUAUGUCGUGAAUGAGGCUCGUGAUGUUUGGUUUAGUGAGUAACAUUACCAGAAAUACUCCCCAGUGCAGGAGUUGUGGCUUCAAAAAAUGCAUUUUAUCUAAUCAUGGAUGCAGAUUUUCUCAGUGACUCCAAUGUAGUGUGCAGACCCUUACUCCUGUGUUGUACAGUCAUACUUGCACAUAUACACACACUCACAUACACGCCAAUACAUACAUACAUACAUACCUACCAUACAUACAUAUAUAUAUACAUGCACACACACGCGUGCACACACACACACACACACACACACACACACUGUGCAUAUUCCCAGAUCACUUUAAUUUCCUUACACUCAGCUCAUGUGAUAGAAGCAAGAAAGAACAUUGUUUAAAGUCAGUGUUUCAGAAGUACAUGCAGUACAGUACAGUACUGUACUGUACUGUACUGUACUGUACUGUACUGUACUGUACUGUACUCAGUGAUGGGCAUCGAUACACUAAAUUGUCUUAGGUGAUACCGAUACAUGGAUACUCUGUAGAUGGUUAAAGCAUUACUGAUACAAUAUAUGUAUCACUGAUGCUUUACUUCUGAGAAUAAAGAAAUCCCACUAAUAUGUAAAUUUGUAAUUUGGGUAUUGGAUGUAAUACAAACAAUUAAUGCAACAGAUAAGUGUAUUUGAUGACCUCCAAAAGCAUAUUACCCACCUUCCAAGAUGCCAUUAUUGUGAUAUUAUUGAUCAAUGGACUUGGUAAAAUAAUACUGUAAUUAUUGCCUUUCAGAGAGACAAAUUCAUCAAACAUUUUAUCUGUGAGUCUUCUUCUCUUUGGAGAGUGAAUGCCAUCCACCAAACUAAAGAGCCACUUCACAGAGGAUGGAAGAGGGGUGUUGAAUUUCAUAAAAACUGUCACAAAUCCUGGGUACUGAUGUAGUGAGGACAAUGCAUUGCUUGGGUCACCCGGGUAUUUUAACGCCUCCAUCUCAGAUGAGUCUUCAUCUGGAGUGACAUUGGUUGAAGCACAUUCAUAUUCAAAGAAAACAUCUGAACUUUUGUCAGAUGCAUUGUCACUGCUUAUCAUCAUGACUUGUUCCCGAGUGUGUGUGUUCAAUGCUCACUCAGAUUUUUGCCGACAUUCACCAGCAUUUCUUGAAAUCAUUUCUUUAUGCUGGUUGUAUUGUAUUUUCUAGUUAUUGUCAACCAUUUUAAUUUGAACUUUGAGUUGGAUGAUGAUGCCAAAAUGGCUGAUUUACUGUCAUGAGAAUCAUCAAGGAUAAGAAACUUCUUAAAGGGACUUAGAGAAGUCUGAUGCAACUGCAUUGAGGAGGAGAUGGCAAUGCCUUAAAGGCGUUUAAUUGAGCCGCUCCAUUUGCUUCUCUACAGCCAAGAGUAUUGGGAGCAUGCAACCAUAGAAGCACUGUGUGUCUGAUUACAACCUGUCAAGAGCUGAUGCAAGAGGUUGUAGUACAUACCCUUACUCUUCAAUGAAUUCGAACUCGGCAUCUCUGAAGGUUGGCAAACCAAGGCGAGACAUUGUUUCAUUUAGUCGAUCCUUGUGCUUUAAAAGGGGAGAUAAGCACAUGGUAAUCAGUUCAGAGUUUCCUUGAUGAUUUUGGCAGAUUUUGGUCUGCCAAAUAAGUUCCAGAGGGCAGAACACUUACUCAUAACACUAUUGUGAAGCUUAGAGUAUGGUCCUUUCAUCGCAGAUUUUGCAUCAGUGAUGCAGACAAGACUAAUGGUAUGGGAGCAGCAUCUCAAGUGUGUGGGAAGCACUAUUCUUCUGCGCAAUCAGCUUCAAUGUGUAAAUUGGAAGAUACAAAAUCAUCUUCAGUUUUGUCCUGGUCACCAGCCUUGGAAUUCUCUUCAUGCUUCUCACCUUUGGUGUAUUCUCGUGCUAGAGGGACACUAAUUCCAUAUUCUUUGAAGGCCUUCAAGAAGUCGCUUCCGUCGACUUUUGAUCUGUAACUAGAACGGCAGUUAUGCCAGAUCGUCAUCGCCACGUUUUUGGAAAAGCGUCAAAAGGUUCAGGAAAUGCUCACGUAAUUUCUGGACGAGUUGCACGACACGGUUGUGAAGGGAUAAUAAAAAAUUAAAUCUUCCGGUGAUUGUGUUUGUCUGUACACGUAGAUCAAUACAAUAAGCUCUAAAACCCGCUCAUUUAAUCCCAAACAUUGGAUAACGGCUCUGGAAAAAUCCCUAUUAAGGCUCUUAAGUUCCUUUGAUUUAGUGGGUCACAGUUUGGGGAUCUGUAGAUACACCCGACAAUAAGUAAGUCCCCUCCCUUUAGUUUAAUUUUACGCCACUUGGACUCUUCAAAAACAUCCUCUCCCUGUACCCUCGCCUGGCUGGCUCUAAGGUCUUGCCUAAUUUCCAUUUAUUUUUAUUAAUGUAUCGAUGUAUCUUUUUUUUUAUACAAUUUGAGAAAGGGGCCCCAGUGAUACCCACACAGAAAUACUUUCAUCGAGUCCGAUGCCGAUACAAAAGUAUCGAUCGAUACGUAUCACGAUAUUGCCCAUCUCUGACCGUACUGUACUGUACAGGACUGUACUGUUGCCAGCAAGGUGUAAUUGUUAUAAUUUGUUAUAUUAUUUGUUGAGUGGGUUAAAGAGAAUGGUUUUAAGGUAGCUAGUUAUUAAUGUGCUCACAGUGAGGUGUUGGGUUUAUAACAUCAUUAAUAUCUUUGACAUGAUCAACCAAGUUGAAAGUCAUCUUCAGAAUACUUUGUUAUUUUAAGAAUUAUUUUUUUCUUAAUGUGUUUGUAUUUAACAGCUAAUUUUCCUCAUUUAAGCGUAAGGUGUUAGGUGACAAAAACCCUCGGUGGACUGUAUAGGUUAACUGGUGACCUGCAGCGCCUUGUUUCCCACCAGUUAAGUCAGCAGAGAAACUUGUCUCUUACACUCAUUUGCUCAACUGUGUUUGCUAACUGCUUACUGUAUUCAUUACUUUACAGAUUUCACUUAUAUUUGACACAGGUUUUUAAGUAUUAUAUUAACCAGAUGAUAAAAGAACUAUUGAGAGUAAAGUUUCUGCAGUAAAAUUGACUUGAACUUUU
Molecule: messenger RNA, 4905 nt
Organism: Homarus americanus (American lobster)
Lineage: Eukaryota; Metazoa; Arthropoda; Malacostraca; Decapoda; Nephropidae
Gene: Pat1
Product: amyloid protein-binding protein 2-like
Exons: 12
Coding region: 131-1885 (584 amino acids)
Biological process (GO): intracellular protein transport
Molecular function (GO): protein binding
Source: RefSeq, a predicted model, not a curated record